CAGAGCGUGCAACAUGAGAAUGGGUCCUUAAAACAACAUCAUUUUCACUCUUCAAAAAAAUUAAAAAAGAAAAUCAAGAAAAAACCUUCGCCAUUUUCGCUCCUUAAAGAACAUCAUCAAGAACAGCAAACGUGGUUGUCAAUGGCCGUCAACAUGUCCAACAAACCACCUCACACCAAAGACUUUUUUCCCUCUCCAGCUCUCUCUCUUAGCCUUGCUGGAAUUUUCCGGCAUGCUGAGGCGGCGGCGGAGACGUCCGCCAUGGAGGUGGUCGGCGAUGAGCUCCGGCGAGAGGGCACUGUUGAGUUUAGCAGCGACAACUCAGCACCGGUGAGAUCCAGGUCAGAAGAAGAUUUUGAUGGAGAAGGUGUUCAUGAGAUUGAAGAUAACGACAAAGACGACAAAGAUGAUGAUAAGAGAAGAAAGAAGAAGAGGAAGAAGUUUAACAGACACACUCCUGAACAGAUCAGAGAAAUGGAGGCGCUUUUCAAGGAAUCACCGCAUCCUGAUGAAAAUCAGAGGCAACAACUCAGCAAGCAACUUGGCCUUUCUUCGAGGCAAGUUAAGUUUUGGUUCCAAAAUCGUCGAACACAAAUCAAGACAAUACAAGAGCGCCAUGAAAAUUCAUUAUUGAAGACGGAAUUAGAGAGCCUAAGGGCAGAAAAUAAGUCCAUGCGGGAGACCAUAAACAACUCUUCCUGCCCCAAUUGUAGCACCGUAACGGCUAACCUACAUGGCUCCAUGUCCACAGAAAAACAUCUUCUCAUCGAAAAUGCCAAACUCAAAAUUGAGGUAGAGAAGCUGAGAACAGCAUUAGGGAAAUACUCACCAAGGACAACGUCUCCUUCAUCUUCUGCUGGCCAUGACGAGGAAGAGAAUAGAAGCUCUUUGGAUUUCUAUAACGGAAUUUUCGGGCUGGAGAAAUCAAGGAUAAUGGAUACAGUAAACCGAGCAACGGAAGAACUCAUAAAGAUGGCAAACAUGGGGGAACCAUUAUGGCUUCGUAGCGUUGAGACAAGUCGCGAAAUACUCAACUACGAUGAAUAUGUGAAGGAGUUCGAAGUUGAAAAUUCUUGCAGUGAAAGGCCAAACACAUUUAUCGAAGCCUCAAGAGAAUCCGAGGUUGUUUUUGCGGAUCUCUCACGACUUGUCCAAUGUUUUCUUGAUGUGAAUCAAUGGAAGGAGAUGUUUCCGUGCUUAAUAUCAAAGGCAGCAACUGUUGAUGUUAUAUGCAAUGGAGAAGGCUCAAACAGGAACGGUGCAGUGCAAUUGAUGUUUGCUGAGCUGCAAAUGCUCACUCCUAUGGUGCCCACAAGAGAAGUGUAUUUUGUGAGGUGCUGCAAACAGUUGAGUGCUGAAAAGUGGGCAAUUAUUGAUGUAUCCAUAGACAAGGUAGAAGACAACAUUGAUGCAUUCCUGGUGAAAUGUAGAAAACGCCCAUCUGGUUGUAUUAUUGAGGAUAAGUCAAAUGGCCAUUGCAAGGUGAUAUGGGUGGAGCACAUUGAGUGCCAAAAGAGCUCAAUUCACGCAUUGUAUCGAGCCAUUGUCAACAGCGGUCUAGCUUUUGGGGCAAGGCACUGGAUGGCAACACUACAAGUUCAAUGCGAACGUCUAGUUUUUUACAUGGCAACAAAUGUUCCCAUGAAGGAUUCAACUGGUGUUGCCACGAUGGCUGGGAGGAAAAGCAUUUUGAAGUUGGCACAAAGAAUGACGUGGAGUUUCUGCCAUGCAGUUGGUGCAUCAAGUUUCCAUACAUGGACCAAGGUCACAAGUAAAACAGGAGAAGAUAUAAGAAUUAGCUCUAGAAAGAACUUGAAUGACCCUGGUGAACCUCUUGGGGUUAUCCUAUCAGCCGUUACUUCUGUGUGGCUUCCUGUUUCUCCCAAUGUUCUGUUUGAUUUCUUGAGAGAUGAAGCUCAUCGAAGUAAGUGGGAUAGCAAGUCCAGUGGUGGGUCAGUGAAGUCCAUUGCUAAUUUAGCUAAAGGAAAAGACCGAGGCAAUGUUGUAAAUAUACAAAAAAUACAAUCAAAAGGGAACAGUGUGUGGAUAUUGCAAGAUAGCUGCACAAGUGCUUAUGAGUCAAUGGUGGUAUAUACUCCUGUGGACAUUGCUGGUAUCAAAUCUGUGUUGACAGGAUGUGAUUCAAGCAAUCUUACUGUAUUGCCUUCAGGAUUCUCAAUUGUUCCUGAUGGUAUUGAGGCAAGGCCAUUUGUGAUUACAUCAAGGCAAGAAGAAAAGUACACAGAAGGAGGGUCUUUACUUACAAUGGCAUUUCAGAUCCUUGCCAACCCUUCUACAACAACCAAGUUGAUAGUGGAGUCUGUCGAAUCCGCCAAUAAUCUUAUCUCUUGUACGUUAAAAAAUAUUAGAACUAGUUUACAGUGUGAGGAUGAUUAGUCCAGAUAAAAGGUAAUCAGAUAGAUAUACAGGCUUUGAUUUGCUGCUACAGUUGUAGGCUUUUUACACCUUUUACAGUUGGGAUGAAUUUUGUGUUCCUUUGAAAUUAGGAGGCAAAAUUCAUGGAUGGACUUUGCUUUACAUGGAAAACACAUCCGUGAAUUUUCAUCACCUCUAAAUAGAAUGUUUUUCUACCCCUUAUUAUGGAUUAGUAUCACUUAUAAUUUACAAUAGGAAAUAGAAUUUGCAGGAAUUAAAUAAAUGUAUACCUGCAUUUAGAGAAACAAAAAGGUUUUGCAACCUAGAAAUCGAGCAUUAUGUACAAGGUUACAAUUUAUUAAUAUUAAGGCCUUCUAUAUGAUGAUUUUA
Cajanus cajan (pigeon pea) is the source of this 2766-nucleotide messenger RNA. Its product is annotated as homeobox-leucine zipper protein GLABRA 2. Gene Ontology annotation, biological process: regulation of DNA-templated transcription. Gene Ontology annotation, molecular function: lipid binding; DNA-binding transcription factor activity, RNA polymerase II-specific; DNA binding. Lineage: Eukaryota; Viridiplantae; Streptophyta; Magnoliopsida; Fabales; Fabaceae. The record is from RefSeq and is a predicted model, not a curated record.